Messenger RNA from Cheilinus undulatus (humphead wrasse), 6372 nucleotides. It is a transcript of the gene luzp1, whose product is annotated as leucine zipper protein 1. The record is from RefSeq and is a predicted model, not a curated record. The coding region runs from base 532 to 3945 and encodes 1137 amino acids. NCBI's taxonomy places the organism in Eukaryota, Metazoa, Chordata, Actinopteri, Labriformes, Labridae. The transcript is spliced from 8 exons.
AAUGUGAUGGUUUGAUCUCCAGUGGGCCAGGGAGGGGAAUAUCCGAGAGGAAAGGACCGACGAAAGUGUUUCAGGGAGGGAGGGAAACCGUAAAACCUAUCCCUCUGUCGUCUCCAACUCUCCGCUUGUCUGUGAGAAUAUGUGGAUGAACUUGUUCUCGCCGAGUCGGCAGCAGCGAGUCCGACCGUCCGCAUGAACUGAAAACCGUGUGGAGUUGUGGAUGUACUGCCGUCUGUCCUGAAUGGGAGCUGGACUACAUGAGGAUGAAGACUUAGCGAAAAGGCAUCACAUGCAGCACAGAAGAAAAUGCAAUAUAAUAUGACAGAUUCGUCCACUAAAUGCCACUCUGAGGGAACUUCAAAGUUUUAAAGGGACAGUCAUAAGAACAGUUCAACAAGGAUUGCUGAGAGAAUUUCUACAAGGACCCUGAAGGAUAUACAAAAGACACAAAUGUGGACCUCAAAAAACGUCAUCAAAUAACCUGAACAGAAGCACAACCACAAUACAUUUAGCAUAAAGAAUUUCACAGCCAUGUCUGAGCAUAAAGACAUGACGCAUCGCCACCUGCGGCACAAGCUGCAGAGUCUCGGCAGAAGACUGGAUGAACUAGAAGAAGCAACUAACAAGCUGCAGAAAGCUGAGGAUGAGCUACUUGACCUGCAGGACAAAAUCAUCCAGGCAGAAGGCAGCAACUCCUCCCUGCUCGGUGAUGUGGAAGUCCUAAGGAAAUGUCUCCUAAAAAUCCAGGGUAAGGAUGAGGAGGUACGCAAGGCAGAGGACCUCUGCCGCACAGUAAGGGAGAAACUUGAAGAGGAGGAAAACCUUACGAAGGAGCUCAAGGCUGAGAUUGAACGUCUACAACGGAGGAUGGCCGAGCUGGAGAAACUGGAAGAGGCUUUUGGGAAAAGCAAGUCCGACUGCAGUCAGCUCUGCUUAAGCCUCAACGAGGAGAAGAACCUGACAAAGAAGCUCUCGUCUGAGCUGGAGGCUCUUAAAGCACGUCUGAAGGAAAUGGAAGGGUGUGAGUCAAAGCUUGACAAAGCAGAGCAAGCUUUAGCUAUGGAGUUUGAGAAGCUCAAAGGAUUUACCCAGAACUUUGUGAGUGAGCGUAAGAGAAUGCUAGAGAAACAGAGAGAAGAUGAGAAGACCAUUUUGAAGCUGACUGAAAAGUUGGAGCACCAGAAGAACCUCCUUGGCAUGUCAGCAGACCCUGCUCGUCCAGAUUUUAUCAGGUCACGAAUUGAAGAUGAGCUUUCAUCUACGGGGCUCCUUACAAGUAAACUGGCAGGUCGCAAGAAGAGCCUAGACUACUUGAAGAUGUCCAGCGACAACAUUGGUCUUGUGAACAAAUCAGAGAAUGAGAAGAACAGCAGUCUUGAAGGGUCGCAGGAAGAGGACAACAAAGUAAAGGAGCUGACCCAGGAAGUAGAGAGGUUAAAGAACCGCCUUAAACAGCUGGAGAUAGUGGAGGAGGAUCUGAAGAGUUCAGAGUUCAAAAAUGGUGAGCUUCAUGAGAAGUUCCAGAUGGAACGAAACCGGGCUCGCCAGCUGAGCGAGCAGGUGGAACAGCUCAGGACGCAGCUCUGUGGGAAAGGUGGUGUUGGACGAAAUGGAACCAGUAAUGUGGAUAAACUUGGCAAUGGGAGUGCCAAUGUUUGCCCCAACAGCCCUGCUAAGUUCCUGGAGAAUGGCAAAGCUGAGAAUGAGGAGAUCGUUGUGAAGGGAGGUUUCAGGCAAGAGAAGCCCAAAUAUAGAAGCGCUGCAACUGUUUCAGAACCAAGUUCCCCUAAACACAGGAACAGGGAGCUCUCUCCUCAGCAUAAGAGAGAGACCAAACUGAGGAGCAAAGACCUGAGCCACUCAGAGGAGAGCUCUCCGAAGUCUGUAAGGAGAGCCCUCAGUCCUGCUCAUAAGAUGAGAAGGACACCCAAAACCCCAACUACUGCAAUAUCAUCUGAUAAUGGACUCAGAGACACAGGACGAGGAGCUGAGGAAAAGACCAGAGGAACCCCUUUCUCCUCUAUAAACACAUCUAGUGAUACUAAAAAAGCAUCUGUUCUUAGUCGCUACCCUCCAGCAGCUAAUGAUCAGAAAUCACUGAGGGUGGCUCACAAACAGACUGAUGGGGAGGCUAAAAAGAGUAGAUUAGAAAAGUUUUCCAAACUGUACGUUGGCAGUGAUAGUGAAUCAAACAACUCUGAUGUAGUGCCUGAAAGUAGUAACAUAAACAGCAUUUCUGCUCUAGAGAAGGACACAGCAUCUGCUUCAGAUCAGGAAUCAGCAGACCAGGUUCAGGAAUCUGGCUCUGUUUCAGUCGCCCCCACCUUGUCCAAAGCCAACGGAUCCUACACAGCCUACAGAUCCCAAGUGACUCCACUGCUGCCCAGCGACCAUGGAUCAGAGGGCCAUUCAUCAGCCUCCGAAACAGAAUCAACCGGUUCAAGGCCUUCUGAACCAGAGCCUAUAACUGAGACAACCGCUUCAACUGUGAGCAGUAGGACUGCAGCAUCUAGAUAUCCCAGAUACUCCCAUGUCCACGACUCGCACUCAGAGGGAUCUUCCUCCAGGAGCUCAUUCGAUGAGGAGCUCCACAGCAGAACGCCAUUAGCUGAGGGAGGCCACCAAGGGGCGACACAUACAGCAUCAGGGAUUGAGAUCCAACGGGUGUGCAGCCCACGUGAGGCUCUGAGGUCGAAAGCUGUCAUCAAGCCUGCGAUAGUCGAGAUUGACAGGAAGGAAGUGAUGAUGUCAGAACCUUUGGCUACAAACGGCAAACCCAAAAUCUCCACCAAACCGAUGGUGACCAGCACCAGUAAAAUGACCAGUAGUAUAACCAUCUACCCCAAUGACCCAAGCUCCUCUAGAACCAGCAGUCGGAGCAGCAGCGUGUCCAGUGAACACAUACCAGUCAAAGAACGGCACACCUCCACCAGUAACAUUCUCAUUGGUCCCAGUAGUGAGCACCAUGGCAGCAUCUCCGUCCCGUAUGAGAUCUCUAUCCCGAAGAGCGAGAUCUCCCUGCGAUCAUGCCCCGAUCAGGACUGUGGGCUGGAUGACCACAGCCAUUCCUCAUCAAGGUCAAAACUCCACAACGCCUCCAGAGUGGAAUCCACAGCCAGCCACCUGUGCUGCCAACGCAGCAACUUCAGCCUCCAGUCCUCGGACGCCCCCUUAGCGGACUUAAACGACACCGAGUCAGGCUUUGAAAGCAGCAGCAGCAGUAGCACCACCACAGUCUCCAGCUGGAGACGCCAAAGACAGAGCCAGCACUCCCAGGAAGACAGUUUACCAGACAUGAAGAAUGUGACUGUGAGGAGCACGUGGAGGAACAGGGGUGCUGCGUCAGUGGACGACCCCAGGGGGAGAGGGGGGACAAAGACAGUGGCUGAUGGUGGGUCGGAGGAUGAAACAGAAGCAACAACGACAUGGAGGGCUUACAGGGCAACCACGUUUGAUACAGAAGAGACAAUAAACAUUGGAACAGGAGCUGGUGGGAAUGCUGAUGUACAGAAGGGAGCUAAGCCGUCCCCAGCAGAGGUGUACAUGCGUAGGAUUAACAAUAGAGAAGUAGAAGAACCCGGGCUUCGGAGAGGCAAACGCUCACAGUCUCCUAGUGUGGAGGCAGGGAAUGUGGGAAGAGUCAUUCCCCAUGCACCUGUUACUUCUCAGUCCUGGGGCAGAUCAUACACACCACAGCUACAGGCUGCUGAUAGCACAGAGCCCAAUCCAAACCCGAGCCACAGCCCGGCGUCCUGGAGACGGCAGAUCCCCAGCAGCGACUCUCAUCACCUCGGGAGCUCUUAUGAGCGGACGUCCAAGACAGCAGGAGCUAUCUCCAGAGGGGAUCUGUGGUCCGGUCGGAGCCAAGGGUCAGGGGCCAGAGCCGAGGGGAGAAGUGGAGUGGGGAGCCGACCGUGGAGCCAUCGCCAGGCUGAACAUCAUUAGACCGACUGGAAACAGAGCAGGACUUCUAACAACAACAGCACUCCAUUAAGCUCUCAAUGGCACAAAGAGGGCUGAACAUCCAUCUCCCAUCAACUAAUGGCUACACCGUCUCCAAAAGUCAACAUCCACUGCUUUGAAAACAAGCAAAGAAAAAAGAUAAAUUGAAGUUGCAGCCAUAUAGAACAACAAACCACAGACAUCCUCACUGUGUACGCUGAGAUGUGAACGACGCUUCCUAUCCGGAACUUUCUCUGUCCCAAAAGAGGCAUAAAUGGAGAGACAGUGCCUGUACAGUGUUUUUGGAGGUCGCCUCACCAGCCCGUGUAUUCUCUUCUGCUUCUUGUGUUGGAUGUAUUAUAAUAUAAUCCUGGAAAAAAAAUAACUUGACAAGGGAGAGGCUGGCCCGCUGAAGGACGGCUGUGGAUUUUCCAGUGUGCUAGACUGGGUGUAAUGAGGAUAAAGGAAUCGCAGGACCAUUACAGUGACCUCAGAGGAGCUGGAUUUAAGAAUUUCAGUAUAUCAACAUUUAUAUAUCAUGGAAAUAUCAACCUAAUCUUGAAUCAGCAGCAGUAUGAUGUAUAAAAAGCAUCCUCAUCUCAUAGGGCUGGAUCAUCAUGCAGAACUCCUCACACCUUACCUUAAAUGUGACCAGAACAGGAAGCAAAUUACCAUCUUUUGCUAAACUAAAGCAUCAAAUUUCCUGCAGAAAACAUGCAAAAAUGUAUCAUCGUGGUUUAAUCCCUGCUUUCUGGCAUGCAGCUUCUAACUGGAUCCAAUCUGGUGUCUGCAAUUUUGAGCAAACAUUUGCAUGUUUCAAAGACAGGAAUUAAAAGCACUUGAAAGGUUGUGACUCAGCAUGCAAUUUGCCUAAAGUACUCCUGGUUGGCUGCAUUUAAGGAACAGACAUACGUAUAAAUUAUAAACCUUUUCAUGUCUCUUUUUGCUGUUUCCAACAGUUGUUUUGAUUCUUUGUAAUUCGCUUCCUGUUCUGCGCUCAUUUCCCUUCUGCUCACAGGACUACAAACAGUAACAUGGAGAGAAAUGCAAUGCACCUAUAUAAAGAAAAAAAAUGGUAAAAGAGGAAGGAUGUUUAGAUCCUCGGCUUCAGUUUCCACGGUGCUUAACCCAAUCAUCCUUACUGUUUAUGUUUAGAGAGCCAUAAAAAAUGGAGAAUCUGUUUGAAGUGAACCUUGGACUUCACAUCACCAGCAAACCUGUUCUGGCGAGGCGAACAUCUCUUCAGUGCUGCUGUGAAUGCACCCAGUCUAGGAGAAACAAGACUUUAAACCACAGAGAACAGAUAGUCCAGCCUGUGUGCGACUGGGUUCGCCGUGCGAAUCGCCUCGUCUUCUCUUUUUUUUCUGUAGAGCUGUCUUAUUUUAUUACACCAUUAAAUAUCAACCUAGGGUUGGUAUUACAGCGAUCUGUCAUUGGCCAGAGCCACUGCAGCUGCAGCAAGGGGGUGCCAUAGAAACGUGGCCAGUAAUAAAUCUAAGGUGUUUUCUUUGUGGUAAAUGGUGCAUAACUAUGAACGAAACCUCAUUUAUGUCAAUGUUUUCCGAGUCUUUUAACAGGCUCCUGCUGGAUUUUAGAUUUGACACGUAAUAUUCUCUGCAGUAUGACAGGCAAUGCAAACUUCCCACAACUAAACUUAUGAAUGCUCCUUUUGAAUGCGGCUGAGAAUGACCGAUUGCUUGACGGCUUGAUUCACUGUUUAACAAGGCAAGAUGAUGCAGCCAUAACAGAGUUAUACUUUUCAAACCUUGUCCCCAUCUGGUUUCUCUGCUGUUAUGGGUUUCAAAUGCUGUUUUGUGUUGGGGAUGGCCAGUCAGUCUGUGUACAUUUCUUAACAUCUGGGAUAUUUAUUAAUCUCUUUAUAUAUACUGGAUCUUUUAUUUUGAAGAGCUCUGCCAGGUGGUAGGAGUCCUGUUUGUGGCUGGCGCUUAUUUAAACUGGAAAUUAUAGUGCAUUUGGAUUCACACCCCAUUCACUUUUUCUUAUGUUGCAGCCUGAUGCUACAGUUGAAAAAAAUCUUUUUUGUUGUCUAUAAUCUACACUCAGUACCCCAUCAUGACAGGUGAAAACAGAAUUAUAGAAAUAUUUGCUAGUUUAUUUAAAAUGAACAACUUAAAUAUCACAUUGACCGGUUCAUCCCAAUUCUCUAGAUCUCUGGAUUGGAGCCCAUCUGUGGUGAAUUAAACUGGACAUGAAUUGCAAAGGCCUAUAGGAGGCCUCACAGCUGACAGUGCAUAUCAGGGCAAAAAACUUAAAAGAAAUGCCAGCAGGACAGGAUUCUUGAAAGACAGAUCUGGGGAGGGCUACAAAAAUUCCUGCUGCACUGAAGAUUCCCAGGAGCACAGCAACUUCCAUAAUUCACAAUAGGAAGAAGUUUGGCACAACCAGGACUAUUCUAAGGGCUGAGCAAUA